AUGAUGCCAGACAAGUUCAGCGACAUUUUGAACAAGCGAUUUUCACUCAAAGAUUUGGGUAUAGAUCAAGCAACUCGAGCUGAUGCUGGCUUGACGGUGAUUGGUGUUGGAGUAUCCGGCGGAGGCCGAGGCUUGAAGAAGCCUGGAGGAGGAGGGGGAGGAGGUGGGGCUACGUCAGGUGGAGGAUCGAACUCAGGAGUUGGUGGUCGUGGUCGCUUAACUGGGACUGGUUUUGGAGUAACCGGGAUCGGCUUGGGGAGGAAGGCUUUCGGUGAGGGCUUGAAGGGGAAGACUUUUGGUAGGGCUUAAGGUUAAGACUUUCGGGAAGGCUUCAAGAAACCGAUGCGUUGAUGUGGAUUUAGUUUCCGAGGAACGGAAGCGUAAGAGACUGCAAAGAAGCCGAGUAGUAGGAUGAUGAGUACAAAGGAGAGGUUUGGUUUUGUCUCAAGUCCCAUCUCUAGAGUUGAUUUUUUAAGUGUUUG
Molecule: messenger RNA, 482 nt
Organism: Arabidopsis thaliana (thale cress)
Lineage: Eukaryota; Viridiplantae; Streptophyta; Magnoliopsida; Brassicales; Brassicaceae
Product: glycine-rich protein
Exons: 2
Coding region: 1-309 (102 amino acids)
Source: RefSeq, marked reviewed